This is a messenger RNA of Prunus mume (Japanese apricot), 1641 nucleotides long. RefSeq names its product Phosphatidic acid phosphatase (PAP2) family protein (gene LPPBETA). The record is from RefSeq and is a predicted model, not a curated record. NCBI's taxonomy places the organism in Eukaryota, Viridiplantae, Streptophyta, Magnoliopsida, Rosales, Rosaceae. Gene Ontology annotation, molecular function: sphingosine-1-phosphate phosphatase activity.
AUGGAGCCAUCGCCGCCACCCAAAUCCAAGAGCACCACCACACCGCCGCCGCCUCCGCCGCCACUCCUCCGCCGCUUAGUAACUCUCGACCCGACGCCCUCCCCACCCCUCCCUCUCCCCCAUCUACAUGUCCUCGCCAAACCUUUCCUUCCCCACUUCAUCCUUCUCCUCCUCGAAAUCUCCGCCGACUUCCGCUUCUUCUUUCCCCUCUCCCUCUCCCUCCUCGUCGCCCCAACCCUAACCCUAACCCCAUCCCCAAUCCAAAUCCCAGGCCCAGGCACAAGCCUAAGCCCAAUUCAAAUCCUUCGCCCUCUCCUCUCCCAGCUCAUCCUCGGCCUCCUCCUCGACCUCGCCCUCAUCGGCCUAAUCAAGCUCCUCUUCCGCCGCGCCCGCCCUCUCUACAACAAGAACAUGAACGUCGCCGUUUCGGUCGACCACUUCUCCUUCCCCAGCGGACACGCCUCCAGGGUCUGCUUCGUCGCCGCCCUUCUCCACCUCUCCGCCGCAGCCCUCGCCGAUGCCCUCGCGCUCCUCCGGCCAACGUCUCCGUUCAUUGACCGCUGGAUCGGCGCGGACCCGGUCAGCGCCAUUAGUGUUUUGGUCUUGGUUGCUUGGACCUGGGCCUACGCCACCUCCUUCUCUAGGAUUGUGCUGGGCAGGCAUUUCGUCACCGACGUUUGUGCUGGGGCGUGUUUGGGCAUGUUUGAGGGUCUCGUUGCGUUUCGCUUCCUCAGAUUUUAAGGACUUUCCCUGACUGGAGCAGCCUGAAUAUUGAUGAUCUCCUGUGGAAAUCUGCUGCUGUCAGAAAUCUGUUUUAUUUGACCGCAGUUCUGGCUCGAAGGCAAUGUGGUGAAAAUAAUUUCUCAGGGUUUGGGAUACUCCUUUUCCUUUGUGAUGACCCUCGUUGGAUAUGGAACUGGUUUAGCUGUCGACGAUUAUUUUAUUUUCUGUGCUGCACAGCUGGAUUGAUCGUCCAUUAACGUCAUUUUGAUUGUGGAAAGUAGAUGAAAAUAAAGAUAUUCUUGCACCAUGUAGAGGAGAUUUCCUCCGCAACUCUAUGCAAGGGGCAGUAGCAGUAGCAUCCAGAUGUACUGAGAAUUUUAUUGAGUUCAGCUGAUGAAAUAUAUGCUGGCAAAUUCUGUGCUUCUUCUGUGGUAUUUUCCAUGCUUCACUGGUUCCCACUAUUCUUUCACUGGAUCUAUUCAGUACUGUAUUUCUCCAAAUGUAUUAAGCUCUGUAUUUCUGUGAUUCAACUGCAUUGGAAUUUAGCUUGUCUCAGAAUCAAAAAACUCUGUUUAGAGGAAAAUAACAGUUAGUUUGCUCAAUCGUCUACAAAGUAUGUGCUUUAAUUAUUUUUGUGAUAAGAUUUAUUCGAUCAGGUCUAGUUGAUUGACUGAUUGAUUGACUGCUAUUCAUUUCUUUGAACAAGAAAUCAAUCAAAAACUUGGAAGAUUAGUGCUGACAAUUAUUGUUAUAGUUUGGUGAUUGCAUAAUUGCAGUAGCAUGCAUCCAAGAUGGAAAUGGUGGGAUAAGAAGUGGAAUAUAACCUGUUACCCCAAAGGGAAUUGAAAGGAUCUUACUUUUGAAGAAGGCAUAAAUCCUCUUUUAGGACCCAUUUCCCCCCUCAUUUCCCUUCCUAAC